Molecule: messenger RNA, 3955 nt
Organism: Mugil cephalus (flathead mullet)
Lineage: Eukaryota; Metazoa; Chordata; Actinopteri; Mugiliformes; Mugilidae
Gene: brd2b
Product: bromodomain containing 2b
Exons: 12
Coding region: 120-2582 (820 amino acids)
Biological process (GO): regulation of DNA-templated transcription; chromatin remodeling
Cellular component (GO): chromatin; nucleus
Source: RefSeq, a predicted model, not a curated record
AGCGGUUAGGCGCCAUUUCAUUGCGGAGUUUGUUCAGCGAUCAUUCGGUGGAACUGCAGCGUCAACAGCGGUGGAGAAAAAAAAAUAUUGGAUUCUAGCAGCACCCCGCCUUCAGCCCCAUGGAAGCGGCCAUCAACCCACCUCACGACAGCUCUCUGGUCGGGUUGUCCAGUGGCGUGAUGGAGCAGCACAGCAGUUCAGGCAAACGGAUUCGCAAGCCGUCCCUGUUGUACGAGGACUUUGAGAGCCCCUCCCUGCCGCACACGAUGCCCCAAGGCCCCCCCGCGCCCCCACAGCCCCCGGUGAAGGAUCCCAGCCGGCCGGGCCGCAUGACCAACCAGCUGCAGUACCUCCAGAAGACCCUGAUGAAGGUCCUGUGGAGGCACCACUUCUCCUGGCCUUUCCACGAGCCCGUAGACGCCUACAGGCUUAACCUCCCGGAUUACCAUAAAAUAAUCAAACAGCCGAUGGACAUGGGGACCAUCAAGAAGCGUUUAGAAAACAACUUCUACCGUAGCGCAAGCGAGUGCAUACAGGACUUCAACACGAUGUUCACCAACUGCUACAUCUACAACAAGCCGACCGAUGACAUCGUGCUGAUGGCUCAGUCCUUAGAGAAGAUCUUUCUGCAGAAAGUUGCCCUGAUGCCACAAAAGGACGUCGAGCUUCCUCCUCCAGCUCCUCGGAACAAAAACAGCAGAGGACGAGGUCGCAAGUCCAGCACGUCGAGGGCUCAGCAGGUGCCGGCCGUGUCCCAGUCGGCCUAUUCCCCUUCGUCCUCAGACACCGGGGACUCGAUGUUGGCCAACUCCCCCCAGACCGUGCUAACGAAAAGUCUGCCUCCGGCCAACAUCAUGGGUCUGCCCCCUACGCAGCCCACCACUAAGAAGAAAGGAGUGAAGCGUAAGGCAGACACCACCACCCCCUCCACCAUGGGUUACACGGUCGCCAUGUCAGGAACGCAGCACAUGGUGGGCCUGGGCAAGGGGGGACACGGGGGUCAGGUCCACGACACCUCCAUGCACACCAUCUCCAUGAGCCUGGAGACCCCGCCUGGGAUGGGCCUGGUCCGGAGCCCCGGGGGCCCCGUCCUGCUCCAGCCCAUGAUGGCCGGCGCCGGGCGCAGGGUGGGCAGCGGGCGCCCCAUCAAGCCUCCGAAGAAGGACCUGCCCGACUCUAUCCGGCCCCUGCCCUCGAGGAAGGGCAAGCUGAGCCCCCAGCUGAGGUACUGCAGUGGGCUGCUGAAGGACAUGCUGUCGAAGAAGCACGCCGGGUACGCCUGGCCUUUCUACGUGCCCGUGGACGCCAGCGCCCUGGGGCUUCACGACUAUCACGACAUCAUCAAGUGUCCCAUGGACCUCAGCACCAUCAAGAGGAAGAUGGACUGUCGCGAGUACAGGGACGCUCAGCAGUUUGCCAGCGACGUCAGGCUGAUGUUCUCCAACUGCUACAAGUACAACCCCCCCGACCACGACGUGGUGGGGAUGGCACGGAAGCUGCAGGACGUGUUCGAGUUCCGCUUUGCCAAGAUGCCAGACGAGCCGCCGAUGGAGCACACGGCCAUGUCCAUGAGCGGGCACCCGUCCUCCUCGUCGUCCUCCUCCUCCUCGUCCUCCUCCUCGUCCUCCUCCACGUCUGAGAGCGAGCUGAGCAGCGAGAGCGAGGAGAGCGAGAGCAGCCCCAGCUCGGACAGCGAGGAGGAGCGAGCUCAUCGCUUGGCCGAGUUACAGGACCAGGUGUGCACACAACUGAGAGCCGUGCACGAGCAGCUGGCCGCCCUCUCACAAGGCCCCAUCGUCAAGCCCAAGAAGAAGAAAGAGAAGAAGGACAAGAAAGAGAAGAAGAAGAAGAAGAAGCUGGAGAAGCGAAGUCGGGCCGUCCGAAGCAGAGCAGGCUCUGAGGAGUGGAAGAUGCCCGGCAAGAUGCUGAAGAGCAAAUCCGCCAAAACAGGGGGGUCCCAGGCCAAGAAGAGCCAGGGGGGGAAGAAGAGCAACAAGAACAGCAAGGCCGCAAAGAAGCCCUUCUACCCGCCACUGGCCCCGACCAUGCUGCCCCACUACGACUCGGAGGAAGAGGAGGAGAUCGUGCCCAUGUCCUACGACGAGAAGCGGCAGCUCAGCCUCGACAUCAACAAGUUGCCGGGCGAGAAGCUGGGCCGCGUGGUGCACAUCAUCCAGUCCCGGGAGCCCUCGCUGAGGGACACCAACCCGGAGGAGAUCGAGAUCGACUUCGAGACACUCAAGCCGUCCACUCUGAAGGAGCUGGAGCGCUACGUCAUGACCUGCCUGAGGAAGAAGCCGCGGAAGCCUUACGCCGAUCAAGCAGGGAAGAAGGGCACGGUGGGGAAGUCUAAAGAGGAGCUGACUCUGGAGAAGAGACGGGAGCUGGAGAGGAGGCUGCAGGACGUCAGCGGUCAACUCAAUUCAGUCAAGAAGCCCACCAAACCUAAAGCGGAGAAGCCCAGCGCUGUGGAGACCCACGUCCAGCCCUCUCGCCUCAGCGGCAGCAGCUCCAGCUCGGACUCGUCCUCCUCCUCGUCCUCGUCCUCCUCCUCAGACACCAGUGAUUCAGACUCCAGUUGAGAUCUCGCAGCGAAAAAAAAAAGGCGGAGAAGCAAAAAAAAACACUAAUAACUCAGGGACCUGGGCUGGCCCAGGACACGUCGCACCCUGAACCAGUAGUUUGUCCAGAUAUUAAACGUCACAGUGAAAAAAAAAACACUAAAAACUAAAAAAAAAAAAAAAAUCCAUGUGGACUCCUCUGAUGUUUUGAAUGUGGGACGUGAAGCGUCGUCUCUGUAGAUAAUCAUUCAACCCAAACACUAAAUGCCUUGGUUUCCCCCCCCCCCUCCCUCCCUCCCUCCUCCCUCCCCUCUGUAAAUACUUGUACAAAUUUAUGUUUCUUUUAUAAAGAAGAUUUUUAUGGUGAUCCCCCAAAGAGGGAGGUGGAGUAAAUUAAUAAAACAAAAAAAAGAAAAGAUGAGGGAAGAAAGGCCUUACUCCACACCUGCUGCGUCCUCUGUGGACGGAGGAAUGGAAGAGUUUCUUUUCGCCAACAUUUCCUCAGAAACAAUCCGUUAAGUAAUGAGCCUUGCUUUUCUAACCUCAUUUACGUUCGGACGAACCCCCCCAGACUCGGCCUUAAUGAUCCUGAUUGUUUGAUUGAUAAUGGUUGAAUCAUGUGGAGGGAUCUGACGUUGUGAUUCCCUCCGGAGGUCGAAGGUCAGGCGGUCUGGUCUGGUCCACGUUCAGGUCGGCGACCUCCACGCUGCAGUCAGUUUACACUUCUACAGUAACUGUUUGACAUACUGUAAUUUAGCACCACACGUUCAUUCACUUCGGCUCACCAGCCACUUUAAGACUGAGCUGUCUUAGAAACACGACACUAGCUGAAGUACUCUGUGCAGUAUUUCAAAAAAACUAUUUAAAAAGACUUUGUUGUUGUCCUCCUUGGUCAUUUCACCGAAACUGUAACAGAAGCGUCUGUUUCAGGCUACUGAACGUUCUCGGAUUUAUAGCGCAGGUUUCUCUGCUGAACAUGUCGAGUGUUUCAGAUCUCUGCAAAGGUUUCUUGAGAGGAACUGGAAAAAAAAAAAGAAAAACGAUGACGGCCAACUGAACCGAAGCAGAAAACGGGACAAAUAAAGAGAGGAGUCCUCGUGGUCCAUGCUUAGCUGAAGCUACUGUUGAAUGUUCAGUGAACGAUAUAUGCUUGUGUAUAUAUUCAACUGUAUUUGCUGUUGCACAGACUAUUGUAUUUCUGCUGUUGGGUCUUCUUUUUUAUAACAGUUGACUUGUUUUUUUUGUUUUUUUUUUUUAAACAUCUCUCCUCAUUCCAGUUCUUUGUCUCAGUUGUUCCCUGAAACGCCGCUGCCUCCGGUCCAGCAGGAUGUUUCUUCUCAGAAGUAAACCUUUCAUUUGAGAACUGUGUUUAUUAAAAUAAUCCGUAGAACUAA